Molecule: messenger RNA, 1551 nt
Organism: Hylaeus volcanicus
Lineage: Eukaryota; Metazoa; Arthropoda; Insecta; Hymenoptera; Colletidae
Product: tigger transposable element-derived protein 4-like
Exons: 4
Coding region: 1-1551 (516 amino acids)
Cellular component (GO): nucleus
Molecular function (GO): DNA binding
Source: RefSeq, a predicted model, not a curated record
AUGAAAACUAUGAAAGAUCAACUGUUGAGGUGGAUUUGCGAAAAGCACGCAAUGGAUAGCCCACUAGACAGACGCAUGGUUCGGGAAAAAGCGCUAGAGUUAACGAAGACACAUAAACUCGAUGGUUUCAAGUGUUCGAACAAAUGGAUUACGAAUUUCCUGAAGGAGCACGGUUUCUCUACAGACCUGAGCAACCGUACCGGGCCAUAUUUCUGCAACUACCGCGACUGGAUCGACAUCAUGAGAUCGACGAUAGAAAAAUACAAGCACAACGAUGUGUUUCACAUGGACGAGCUGACCAUGUACUCCGACAUCCUCCCAGCGAGGAUCGCGAGUCCUCGAUCUAAAGUAUCCGCGGCCAAUCGAAUAACGAUACUGAUGGGUUGCAACUCUUCUGGAACGAGCAAACUACCGCUUCUGAUUUGCGGACCUUACCCGUCCAGAACUACGACCAAGGGCCACCUUUACUGCCACAGUGAGGAUUGUUCCAUCAGCGACGAGCUGUUCACCGAUUGGCUAUUGGCCGUUAACGAUCGUAUGAUCGAGCGCGAUCGUACGAUCCUGCUGUUUCUUCCACGAAGCAGAGCUCGCGCACUUGACGGUAUAACGUUGAGGAACGUGAACCUGGUUUACCUUCCCAAUGCUUUCCCAGCGCACUUGCGACCGUUGCGAAGGGACGUUUUCCAUUACGUCAAGAUGAUCUUCAGACGAAGGUACGCGGCACGUUUGGAACGACGUACCUCCGAAUGGAACCUUCGCGACGUCUUGGAAUCCUUGAUCGAGGGUUGGGAAAGAGUACCGCGCGAAAUCGUAAUAUACGGUUUCCAAAGGACACGUUUCAGAACCGACAACUGCUUCAUGCAGAUCGAUUGCGACUGCUGGCCAACACUGAACACGGGCGUUUCGUUCAAAAGAUUCGUCACGUUCGACGACGAUCUCUCGGACGAACGCGUGUCCUCCGAAAGGAACAACCGAUAUCACGGCUACAAUCUCAGGGCUGACGCCAAAAACCUCCUACAGGUGAAAACUAAUUGUAAAGGUCGAUUCAGACUAUACGACACGGACCGUCACGUUCCGGCAACGACACGACAAAACAUUAAAACGCGCGUUUUCUUAACAGACACCGACCUGAACAUCGAUAACGAGGACAGCGUCGGUUUGACAUUGGACCAAGUCGAAAACGCUGACGAGUCGGUUAUGGUAAAUCGACCGGUAUCGAAUCAAAAUUCCACUCCUUCGUCUUCGUUUUGUCAACAAGCCCGGGACAUUUCUACACGGCGACGGUCCAGAUCUCCAGAAUUGGACGGUUCCGAAGGACAUUUCGAAGCUGACGGUAAAAACGAGAAAAGAAUGAAAACGAAGCACGACUGGUCGAAGCAGUACGAAACUACUUUCGUUUUCGGCUCCCCGAAUGCGAAUGCGAAUAUUAACGCGACCGCAAACACCUCGAAUCGAAAAAAUUGCUCCGCGGAGCAGCAUCGAGACGACAAAAAUAUUCUCGAUUCCUACAUUUUCAACGCAACACCGUCAUCCGCCUCUCCGAGAUACUAA